GCGUCGGAGUUGCGCUUUACGGAUAGCCUGCUAUGGGCCCAUUUAUACAUACACGGACGGCCUCGGCGUGAGUAGCCUGUCUGCAGUCCCAUUGGCGCACUGGAUCGACCGAGAGAGAAGAAAAGUUCAGCCCGACAGGCAUGGCUCGCGCAACGCGGCGCGUCAUGAGUUCAGUGGGCUGAUACGAUGGCGCGGAGAGGAGGAGAGGCCGCAGAGGGAGACUAACAUGUGCAAGGGUUAACGUCGAUAAGGGAAACGACGUCAUGACGAAAUGGAUCCGUUUAUAAAGUUGACGCGGGACUCGAGACUCGGGGUCCUGGGGAUCCUUAUAUGAACCAAGCAUAUCCGGCAGCUUGCAGUCCUCUCUUCCUUAACCUCAUCCACCCUCAUCGAUAUCAUGUCUUUCCCCAGGAACCAUGACGUCCAACCGGAAACACCAAAUUCCGAGAGCCCCAACGGAACGAGCGCCGAGCUCGCCAAACAGGAGCGCCAGACCCCUUCUUCAGACGUGCCGCCGACAUGGGGGAGACGGCCGAAAAUCACACCGAUAGCGGUCUUUCUCGGCCUUGUCUCCAGUAUAGGCGGCUUCAUGUUCGGCUACGUGAGCGGUCAGAUAUCCGGCUUUUUCUCCAUGACAGACUUUGCCCGGCGCUUUGGGCAGAUGGACCCAGACGGCCAGUACGUAUUCAGUGCCGCGAGGCAGGGGGCCAUCGUCGGCCUACUCCCCGUCGGGUGUCUUAUCGGCGCCCUGAUUAGCGGGAGCCUGGGUGACGUGCUGGGCCGGCGUCUAGCCAUAUCGCUGUUCGCCCUCUGGGCCUGCGUCGGCAACAUCAUCGAGAUCUCGUCGCAGACGGCCUGGGCCCAGUUCGCUGUCGGCCGCCUCGUCACCGGCUGCUCCAUCGGCGCCUUGUCCGUUCUGGUGCCCAUGUACCAAUCCGAGAGCAGCCCGGCCGUGAUCCGUGGCCUUGUCGUGUCGAUGUACCAGCUCUUCGUCACCCUCGGCAUCUGGACGAGCUACAUGGUAGACUGGGGCACCGUCGGCAGGACGUCGAGCGCAUCAUGGCGCAUCCCCAACGGCCUCGGCUUCCUCUGGUCUCUGAUCCUCGGCAUCGGCAUCCUCGCCCUGCCCGAGAGCCCCCGCCAUGCGUACCGGCGCGGCCGCAAGGACGAGGCACGCUGCACCCUAGCCCGCCUCGCCGGCGUUGAGCCCCGUCACCCCAGCGUUGACGAUGAGGUCGCCCAGAUACGCGCCAAGCUUGAGGAGGACUGCAGUGCAGGCAAGGCGCACUGGUUCGAGAUAUUCACGGGUCCCCGCAUGCUGUAUCGCACCCUUCUCGGCAUCGUCCUCCAGAGCGGCCAACAACUUACCGGCGCCAACUUCUUCUUCUACUACGGCACGACCGUCUUCAAGUCUACCGGGCUCAGCAACAGCUACGUCACCCAGAUUAUACUCGGUACCGUCAAUGUCGCCGCCACGUUCAUUGCCCUCUACAUCGUGCGUCGCGUCAGUCGCCGAAAGGCGCUCAUCGUCGGCGCCGCCAGCAUGGCGGUGUGCUUCUUCAUCUACGCUUUCGUCGGACAGUACGCUCUAGAUUCGUCCAACCCCAUGAACACCCCGCAAGCCGGCACGGUUCUCGUCGUGUUCUCCUGCCUGGCCAUCGCCGCGUUCGCCAUCACCUGGGGCCCCCUCGUGUGGGCCGUGGUGGCCGAGCUCUACCCUUCGCGGUAUCGGGCUCCGUGCAUGUCAUUAGCGACGGCAGCGAACUGGUUCUGGAACUUCAUGAUCUCCUUCUUCACGCGGUUCAUCACCGACUCCAUCCACUACUUCUACGGGCUCGUUUUCGGCGGGUGUUGUGUGGCCCUCGUAUUUAUCGUGUACUUCUUCGUCAUCGAGACUAAGGACCGCACCCUCGAGGAGAUCGACACCAUGUACGUGUCCCACGUUCGUCCUUCCAAGUCGAAGGAAUGGCAUGGUGGCAUACUGCGGUCGGGCCCUGGUAACGAGUCGGCCCAGGAGGAUCGGCAUGUCGAGGCCUAGAAUCAAGUGUCGGAUAAAUAGCAGCUUUGCGGCAUAGAAAGGUUCAAAAUGAGUACUACUGAUCACGACUAGAAAGACGCUAUUAACCAAAUGAAAAUAUAAUAUAUUGAUAAAAACUGGGUUUG
Messenger RNA from Durotheca rogersii, 2163 nucleotides. RefSeq names its product general substrate transporter. Bases 398 to 2038 code for a protein of 546 amino acids. Gene Ontology annotation, cellular component: plasma membrane. NCBI's taxonomy places the organism in Eukaryota, Fungi, Ascomycota, Sordariomycetes, Xylariales, Xylariaceae. Gene Ontology annotation, molecular function: carbohydrate:proton symporter activity. The transcript has 4 exons. The record is from RefSeq and is a predicted model, not a curated record. Gene Ontology annotation, biological process: transmembrane transport; carbohydrate transport.